Messenger RNA from Vicia faba (fava bean), 1032 nucleotides. NCBI's taxonomy places the organism in Eukaryota, Viridiplantae, Streptophyta, Magnoliopsida, Fabales, Fabaceae. The record is from the annotation of a GenBank genome assembly.
AUGAACAACGAUUACGCUCUCGGAUCCCAAUCCUACAAAUCCUUCCCCGCGUACCCAGAUACCGAUUUCGACAUCGAAUCAGGAACCAGCACCCCAAUCAAACGAAUCAGAAAACCCAAAACUUCAUCAAUUCUUCACCUUCACAAAAUGACCCAAAAAGUUCACCACUUUUUCAAACUUCACCCUCUCGUUGCUCUUUUACUUCUAGCUUUCUCUUUUGGGGUUACCCUUUUGGUUUUCCUCUCUUACAACACGGCCCAGUUGAAGGAUUAUGAGAGAAUUGACCCGGGUGUUGAUGAGUACCCGUUUUCGAAGCUUAGGAAUUUGGUUAUGGUUGCUGGGCAUUCGGUUUAUAUGAGUGGUGGGUGUGGGAAGAUUGAGAAAGAGGAUUCUUGGUUUUUGGAGUCUUAUCAGAGGAAUCCGGGGCAAGCAGCGACUUUUGUGAAGCAUAUUGAGGAAGGGAUUGAGAUUGUGGAUAAGGAUGAGUCUGCUUUGCUUUUGUUUAGUGGUGGAGAGACGAGGAAAGAUGCUGGACCGAGGAGUGAGGCUCAGAGUUAUUGGGCUGUGGCUGAUUUCAAAGGAUGGUUUGGUAAGGAAGAAAGUGUGAAAUGGAGAUCACUUACGGAGGAACAUGCUCGGGACAGUUUUGAAAAUCUUCUAUUUAGUGUCUGUCGAUUCCGCGAGCUUACUGGCACUUAUCCUCAAAAUAUUACUGUUGUAAGUUAUGAUUUCAAGGAAAACAGAUUUGCAAAUCUACAUCGAUCCGCAAUCGGCUUUCCAGAGUCAAGAUUCUUCUAUGCUGGCACACCUGCAACAACAAAUGCAGUAGCAGCUGCUCUAAAAGGCGAGGAAUUGGUGAGAACACAAUUCUUAAGAGAUCCAUACGGAUGUCGGGGUUCACUCUAUCACAAAAAACUAAAGCGCGACCCUUUUCAUCGAUCAAUUCCAUAUCCUAAUGGAUGCCCAGAAAUGGAAGCUUUGUUCAGAUAUUGUGGACCAGCUCCAUACCCCGGCACACUCCCGUGGGCAUAG